Molecule: messenger RNA, 1131 nt
Organism: Lepisosteus oculatus (spotted gar)
Lineage: Eukaryota; Metazoa; Chordata; Actinopteri; Semionotiformes; Lepisosteidae
Source: RefSeq, a predicted model, not a curated record
AUGCAAAACACAUCCUAUGUUACAAUAUUCUUAUUUACAGCAUAUGACAACAAUGGAAAUAUUAGAUAUUUGUAUUUCUCAGCUACUCUAUUAGCUUUUCUUUUGAUAAUCUUUGGAAAUGUACUUCUAAUAACAGUAAUUGUCAGGGAAAGGAAACUCCAUGAACCCAUGUAUAUAUUUAUUUGUAGCCUAGCCGUGAAUGGAUUGUAUGGUGGCUGUGCUUUUUAUCCGAAAUGUUUGGCUAACCUUCUGUCAGACGCUCCAUCCAUAUCUCGGAUUGCUUGUUACAUUCAAAUAUUUUGUGUUCAUUCCUAUGCAGGAUUUGAGUAUUUAAUUUUGUCCAUAAUGGCGUAUGACCGCUAUCUGUCCAUAUGUCAUCCACUGAGAUAUAACAGCAUCAUGACUCCACCAAAGGUGACACAAAUUUUUGUGUUUGUUUGUAUGUGGUCCCUUUGCAUUUUUUCUACACUUAUAUCUUUAACUAUUAGGCUCCCACUGUGUGGGUCUGUCAUACACAAGGUUUAUUGUGACAACUGGUCAGUUGUCAGACAUUCGUGUGUGGAUGUGUCUGUGAACAGUGGCUAUGGUUUGUUUGUCACAACAGUUUUUACUGGGUCAUCAUUUCUUCUGGUUUCAUACUCAUACCUCAGAAUCCUUCUAGUGUGCAAGAAAGCUACAAAAGAAGCUCAAGCUAAAGCUCUGCAGACCUGUACCCCUCAUCUGUUGACCUUCAUGAACUACAGCCUUAUAACCUCCUUUGAAUUUGUUUAUCAGCGUUUUGACUUGAGUAAUAUUCCUAAUGUUGUUCGUGUUAUUAUUUCCAUUGAUUUCCUCUUGCUUCCUCCUCUUCUAAAUCCCAUCAUAUAUGGGAUCAAACUGCAGGAGCCAAGCGACGCGGGAACAACUUGGAGAACUUGGAAAAACUCCAGGGGAGUGUGCAGUCGCCUGGACUACAUCUUCGAGUGCAUGACCUGCUCCCUGGAGUCCGCAGCUGUGUCCCCUGUGUACUAUUCCGACCACGACUGUGUCCGUGGGUACUGGAAGCUGAACCGGGAGGUGCUGGAGGAAGACUGCUUCAAGGCACUAUUCAGGGAAAACUUCGAGAGCUGGGCUGACAUGAACUGCAGCUAG